Messenger RNA from Cicer arietinum (chickpea), 1398 nucleotides. RefSeq names its product 2-methylene-furan-3-one reductase-like. Gene Ontology annotation, molecular function: zinc ion binding; oxidoreductase activity, acting on the CH-CH group of donors, NAD or NADP as acceptor. The record is from RefSeq and is a predicted model, not a curated record. NCBI's taxonomy places the organism in Eukaryota, Viridiplantae, Streptophyta, Magnoliopsida, Fabales, Fabaceae.
AAUAAUUCUUAUAUCAAAUAAUAACCUUUGAAACAAAGUCUAUAAAAUUGUCAUAUUUUCACGAUGAUUAAUUCCAUCUCCAUCACUUGUGCGUACCUGAAGAACCACACCGUUUCCUUAUAACAAAUAACCAUCAAAUCAAUUAAUCUCAUCUUAUCUCAUUUGAUGGCAACAAAUAUUGUUCCAAGCACUGAUCCAACUACUAAUAUUCCAACUCAUACAAAAGCUUGGUUCUACUCUGAACAUGGUAAACCAACAGAUAUUCUUAAAUUGCAUCCUAAUUGGUCUAUACCACAACUCAAAGAUAAUCAAGUCCUCAUCAAAGUUGUAGCUGUUUCCCUUAAUCCUGUUGAUUACAAAAGGAUGCAUGCCUUGUUCAAAGACACCGACCCUCAUCUACCUAUUGUUCCAGGAUUUGAUGUUAGUGGCAUAGUGGUGAAAGUGGGAUUUAAAGUGGUGAAAUUUAAGGUUGGAGAUGAAGUAUAUGGUGACAUCAAUGAAGAAGGUCUUUCAAACUUAAAGAUUCUUGGUACUUUGUCAGAGUAUACUAUUGCUGAAGAGAGAUUAUUAGCUCAUAAGCCAAACAAUCUAAGUUUCAUUGAAGCUGCUAGCAUUCCUUUAGCCAUUGAGACUGCUUAUGAAGGACUUGAGAGAGCUCAACUUUCACCUGGAAAAUCUAUCCUUGUUUUGGGAGGAGCUGGUGGAGUUGGAAGCUUUGCAAUUCAGCUUGCUAAGCAUGUGUAUGGUGCAUCUGAGAUAGCUGCAACUUCUAGCACUGGAAAACUCCACCUUUUGAGGGAGUUGGGAGUUGACUUGCCUAUUGAUUACACAAAGGACAACUUUGAAGAUCUUCCACAAAAGUUUGAUGUAGUGUACGAUACAGUAGGAGAAGUUGAUAGGGCUAUGAAGGCCAUUAAGGAGGGUGGCAAAGUUGUGACAAUAGUACCUCCUGGAUUUCCACCAGCUCUAUUUUUUGUGCUGACUUCUAAAGGAUCUAUCUUAGAGAAGUUAAGACCUUACUUUGAAAGUGGUCAAUUGAAGCCAAUUCUUGACCCAAAGACUCCAAUACCAUUUUCUGAGGUCAUUGAAGCAUAUUCCUACUUGGAAACCUCAAGAGCCACUGGAAAAGUUGUCAUUUAUCCCAUUCCUUGAAAUCCAUUUUCUAGGCAUGAAAAUAAGACAUCAUAAGAACUUGUUUUCAACAAGUCAUCACUCUUUUGUUUCAACAAAUAUGAUCAAGACCAUUUUAUAUAUUUGAAUUUCCACAUCUAAUGCAAACUUUCCCUAGGGAGUUGAAUAUGUGAGUGAGUGUGAUUUAUGUUAUCAUAUAUACUUGUGAGAUUUUUGGUACCUUGGACGAACUAAAAUAAUGAUACACUCCUAGUUAUUGGAAUGAUA